Messenger RNA from Asterias rubens (European starfish), 2484 nucleotides. Its product is annotated as vesicle-associated membrane protein 7-like. Gene Ontology annotation, molecular function: SNARE binding; SNAP receptor activity. The coding region runs from base 120 to 776 and encodes 218 amino acids. The record is from RefSeq and is a predicted model, not a curated record. Gene Ontology annotation, biological process: exocytosis; vesicle fusion. Gene Ontology annotation, cellular component: membrane; SNARE complex. The transcript has 5 exons. NCBI's taxonomy places the organism in Eukaryota, Metazoa, Echinodermata, Asteroidea, Forcipulatida, Asteriidae.
CGCAGGACUUGCAAUCACAAGAUUAAACAAAUCUGAGCAUCUAAACUGUACACCAGAAUUGAGCAACAGACGUAGAACUCAUCAGAACUCAUCAGUACUCAUCAGGACUCACAGCCAAGAUGACAAUACUCUAUGGUUGUGUUGCCAGGGGUAACACUGUUCUUGUUGAACACUCAUCGAGUUACGAGCACAACUUUGCAACGGUCACUAAGUCCAUGCUACAAAACAUCUCUACGAGAGAUUCUAAGUCUGUCUACACGUCAGAUCAGUACAUGUUCCCGGUCAUAGUGCAAGAUGGUAUCACAUAUUUGUGCGCAACGACAACAGAUUUCAGCAAGCAGAAGUCACAUUCAUACUUGAACGAGAUCAUCCGACGUGUCGCGUCAACCAGUCUCAGUCAACGUGUCCAGCACGCCGGAGAGUAUGAGCUGGAUAGAGAUUUCAGUAACGUCCUCAGUCAAGAAAUGGAUCACUACAGCCACAUGAAGGAGAGCAACAGUAAAGUCAGUGCCCUUCAGAACCAGGUGGAUGAAGUCAAAGAUAUCAUGAUUCAAAACAUUGAUAACGUACUGAGUAGAGGCGAGAAACUAGACGACCUCAUGCAGAAGACAGAGGACUUGGAAGCCAGCGCUCAGUCAUUUCAGAAAAGUGCCAGGAGGGUGAGCAAUAAAUACAAGUGGAUGAAUCGACGGAACUUGCUCAUCAUGAUUAUUGUGAUUACCAUCGUCUUAGCCAUUCUUAUUGUCAUCAUCUUGAAGAUUGCCGGAGUCUUCUAAACACAUGUACUGUAAGUUGUGACACUCAGCACUAAGACCAUACUGUUAUAGUUAUUGGUCAGUUCACAUUGUCUAAAAACCUGCAGUAUGGUGCGAAAUCAUUGUUAAAAUUGUGGGUUUUUGUUGUUGUAUGAAGUUUUAAAAUAAAAUCAUCCAUUAAGCUUUACAUUUGGAUGCUAUGAAAUUUUUGCCAAACUAAGUGCUAAAAAAAUUACAACAAUUCAAAAGUGACACUGCUUUUUUUAAAAUAUAUUUGUGAUAAUCUAAAAUAAGCUUUUUCAUGAUCGUUUUGGGGGAGUCCCUUCCAUGAACAAUAAUGUCACAUUGCCUUUGCGUCGUAACGUUUUGAUACAUGUAGCUGUCCAUACCAAGCAGUGGGUUCUGGUCAUUUUUUGAGCUUCAAAAUCAUUAGCAUUUUUUCUCUACUCAAAUAUUGCAUAAUCACCUUGAUAAUACCAAGUGCAUUUCAGAUCAAGUGCCGUUGAAAAGUGAAUUCACUUUCUUAACCCCCUCCGAUCCAAAAUACUCUCUUCACAGAUGAUUCAAUUAAGUAGCUGAAAAAAAGACUGCUUAUCCUACCAUGUUGUUCUUGAUCUAAGUUCAUUUGAUGAUUGUCUAAAACCCAAUUGUAAAUGUGACCUAAGUCUGCCCAUCCCCCCCUCCCCCCCCCAGUUACAUGUACAUCUCAGAUGGUUUUAAAUGGGUUUUUUUGUUGGUCGUACCUUUUACUGUUACUAUCAAAUAUAGAUCUUGAACAACAAGUGUAUGGAUGAUACCAGUGCUGUAUUAUGUCACAAAAUUACAUUGUAUAUUUCUUUGGUUUUGGGAAAGUGUUUCUAAAGAUCUUUCAGCAAAUUGAAUGCUCUGAAAUUGGACAAGUGACUUAAAAAAAUAAUGGUUUUCAAGCAUAAGUGAAGCUCAUUUGUAAUAAAUAUUGACAUGUGCAUUAAAGUUGGUCGAUCCAAAAUAUAAUAUUAUAUAUUUUUUCAUAAUUAAAUUGUUUUAAAUUAUUAUUAUUGUUAUUGUAUAUCAAUUAACUGGAAUGUUAUUUGAAAUUAUUGAAUUUUAAAGUAAUUACUAAAUCCGAAAUGAUGACUUUCUUUUAAUAUGGUUUAGUACAUGUAUCUUGAUGAACACAAGUUAACAACAAUUGUAAAUUUAAUUGUGUUAUUUAAAACAAAUACUACUAGACUUUUGUGAAUGUGUGAGAGAGAGAAAAUACCCUUUCGCAGUUGAUUUAUUUUUUAUUAAAUAUUAUCUCUUAAGAUUUAUUGUAAAUGUAUAACAAUUAUGUAGAUAUAUGAUUCUUUCAGACUGUGUAAAACAUUCCGUACUUUGCAUCUGCUAACAAAAAUGACUAAAAUACAACACCUAGGAAGUUACAUUGGAGAAAAUGUUGUUUUAUUUUGUUCUCAUAUUGCGGUCUAACAAGACAUUCAUUUAGAAGAUGGUGGGGGGUGGGGGGGGGGUACUGCCCUGCCCCUUUCCUGGCUAUACCCCUGUUCCCAUGAGAUAAUGUUCUCAUUCCUAUGAUGUCAUUGUUUGUUCCAACAAUAUGAAAUAAAUAAAUCCUACAAUAUAUUAGUUAUUUCCAAUGAGAUAUAAGUUGUCCUGGUCAUUCUUCAACAAAAACAGUCUUUUUCAUUUGCAGUGAAGUACACCCUAUAUCCUGGAUAAAGUUAAAUAAAAAUUUCAUAAAAAAGCUUAA